This is a messenger RNA of Colletotrichum chrysophilum, 8388 nucleotides long. RefSeq names its product NRPS. Gene Ontology annotation, biological process: amino acid activation for nonribosomal peptide biosynthetic process; secondary metabolite biosynthetic process. The coding region runs from base 1 to 8388 and encodes 2795 amino acids. The record is from RefSeq and is a predicted model, not a curated record. The transcript has 2 exons. Gene Ontology annotation, molecular function: phosphopantetheine binding; catalytic activity. Gene Ontology annotation, cellular component: cytoplasm. Lineage: Eukaryota; Fungi; Ascomycota; Sordariomycetes; Glomerellales; Glomerellaceae.
AUGCGCCGUGUUGAUGGUAUUGCUACUGCAACAGCGUCCUGGUUCGCUGACGAGAUUGAGUACGGUGAUCUCUACCACCCUGCCCUGAUUGAUGUUGCACUGCAACCGGUGUUUGCUGCUUUCAACGCCCCAACUGCCGAAAGACUCUGGACUGCAUACCUACCUCAAAGCUUCGAAAAGAUCACAGUCAACCCAAGACAUCGCCUCAUCCCAUCAUCUGGUGGUCAAAUCGAGGUUCUCAUCGAUGCCUUCUCCACAGAACUGUCGGCAACCAAGAUCAGUGGCGAUGUCAGCAUCUACUCGCCCCACGACGACUUCAGGACACCGUUCCUUCAACUUGAAGGAAUGGCGUUGGCAGCUCUCGGACGACCAGACGCCUCCAACGACCGCAUCAUCUUCGCAGAGACCAAAUGGGAAGCUGACGUGCUGGGCGGCGCCGAGUUCGAAAUCGAUUUCAACCCACCGCAAGAUGUGGCGGUUCAAGAAUCUGAGCGUGUUGCUCUGUUCUUCUGCCGCAAGCUGUUGGUAGAGGCGAGCAAGGUUGGCGUUGAGAACUUGAAGCCUCAUGAGAAGAUGAUGUUCGAACAGCUCACGGAUCUGGCGAACACGGUCGAGAAGGGACCUUAUCGCAACUGGGCAAAGGACACGAGAGAAACGAUCGAUGCCAUUCUUGAAAGGAACCAGGACCAAGUUGACUUUGAACUUCUACGACUCGUGGGAGACGAAGCCGGUAGCGUAUUCCGGAACGAGAAGCAAAUGGUUCAUGUCCUUUUUGCGGAUGACAAACUGAGCCAUUUCUACCGCGAAGGCCUUGGUCUUCGCAAUGCUCAACGCCAAGUCUCGGCCUACUUGAAAGCCAUAUCCCAUCGGUACCCAAAGGCAAAUAUUCUCGAAAUCGGAGCCGGAACUGGUGCGACGACUUCAGCUGUCUUUGAUACCAUCGGCGACCAUUUCGGCUCUUACAACUUCACCGACGUGUCGCUUGCGUUCUUCCCCGAGGCGCAGAAGCGAUUUGCGGAACACGUGCAUAAGAUGACUUUCAAGAAGCUGGAUAUCGGGCAUCCAUUCGAGGAGCAGGGCUUCGACACCCCAUCAUAUGAUGUUAUUAUUGCUGCGAAUGUUUUGCACGUGUCGGAUGACAUUGAAGCCUUGCUGCGCCGUGUCAGGGGGUUACUCAAGCCCGGUGGCUUUCUCAUCGUUACUGAACCGACCUCGGAUCACCUCCGGAUUCAAGUGAUCAUGGGUGGCCUGGAGGGUUGGUGGCUCGCGCGCGACAAUUGUAGACGCUUCGGACCAGUCGCAACCAUUGAGACUUGGGACGAAAAGCUCCGCAACGUUGGAUUCACCGGUGUCGAUAUGUUCAGCCAUGACCAGAAGGAAAAUGAAUUUCACACUUUCACCUCUUUCGUCAGCCAAGCUACUGACCAUACAAUCAACGCUCUUCGAGAGCCGCUCGACAACACCCAUAUGAUACCCGACUUUAUUCCAUUUACUCUCAUUGGUGGUUCCACAUUUGCAACGUCAAAGACUGUCCGCUCAGUAAAGGAUAGAUUGUCAGGUUUUGGCAACGAUGUCGUCCAUUUUCCCGACCUUCGAAGUGUCAAGCCAUCCGAUGUACCCGCCAACUCUGUGGUUCUCUGUCUCUCUGAGGUGGACCAGCCGACGUUCAAGAGCGGAGUUGAUGAUGCAGCUCUGUCAGGAUUCAAAGGAAUUAUUGAGAAGGCUCGGGGAGUAUUGAUAUUUACGAAGAAUGCGGCAACGUCAAAUCCUUACUCAAACAUGUUGGUCGGCUUGUGCCGCGGACUACGCGCUGAAAGGCCUGCCUUGGGAAGCUUCCUCCAGGUCAUGGAUAUCGACGGAGCCACCAAGCUUAAUCCCAACACAAUCCUGCAGCAUUUCCUCCAGCUGACACUGACUGCAAUUCAAAACGCGGAGCCCGACGAAAGGUUUUGGUCUUUGGAGACCGAACUCUGUCUGAGGAACAAUCAACUUUUUGUUCCCCGCAUUCAGGAGUAUGAAGACCCCAAUGAGCGUACUAACUCGGCCAGAAGGCAAAUUGUCAAGGAGGUCACAUCGGAGACUCACGUCAUUGAGGUCAACCAGACUGAAACCUCAGUUGAAGUCAGGGCCAGUUCUAAGCUCAUUCAAGACAGGCCCAGACUGGACACGAUCGAGAAUGCCUUUUCCUGCUUGGCACCCAUCAAUCUGCUGUCUUACCAAGAGCCUCAAUACCUUUGUGUGGGCACACGCCAGGACAGCUCCGAAGCUGUAAUUGCAUUAUCCCCAACGAAUUCCUCGGUAUUUCAAGUUUCAAGCGACCGCGUUCUGUCCGCAAGCAUUGCCUCCAAUGCGGUUGCACUCCUGUCUGUCGUGUUAGCCGCGCAGGCUUGGGUACGGUCAGUGCCUCGAGGUUAUACUAUAUGGCUACAUGGAAUCAGCGAGAUGGCACGGGACGUUAUCGAAGUCGAGGCGAAGAAGAACGGCAUCAAGAUCUUUGCAAGUUCACCAGACUCAACCUCCGACAACUUUAUUCCACCGCGUGCACCCACGCGCAUGCUCAAGGCGUUCGUGCCCCGCAAGACUGCAGCAGUCAUCUUUGGAGACUCGAGCAGUGACGCCGACUCUUCCGAUCUUCUCUCGAAGGUCUCGUCUUUCCUCUUGGUGCGCGAGCCUUCCAGUGGACAUUUCUGGGAAUGCCCUGCAAGUCAAUCGGACAGACCAGCUUCUCAGCUUCUUGAAGCUGCAUAUGCGUCCACCAUUCAGCUGAAUGGUAUCACCGAAGAUCAUACCGCAAGGAUUGUACCAAUUGGCGACCUGAGCGGAAUCGAGGCGAGUGCGUCCACGACUGUCAUCGAUUGGCGACAGGCACAGAGCGUCCCAAUCCGGGCAAAUCUACAACCUGUCAAGCCCGAGCAACUCUUCAAGUCGGACAAGACAUACUUCAUGGUCGGUCUCACUGGUGACGUUGGAAUUUCCAUCUGCUCGUGGAUGAUCAAGCACGGCGUCCAGUAUGUCGUGCUGGCAAGCAGAAAUCCCAAUGUCAGCCAGACCUGGAUUGACUCCAUGGCAAAGCUGGGCGCCAAGGUUCUGGUGAUGGCCAUGGACGUGACAAACCCAGAUCGCAUCAAGGAAGUUGCCGAUGAGAUUUCCAAGACAAUGCCUCCAAUUGCAGGUGUCUGCAACGGAUCAAUGGUAUUGUCAGAUAAGCUCUUCAUGCAGAUGGACGUGGAAUCUGUGCAGACUGCUCUCCGGCCCAAGGUUGAUGGUAGCAUCCAUCUUGACCGCGCUUUCUCGGGCCAAGACCUCGACUUCUUCAUCAUGCUCUCGUCAACUGGCAGUGUUAUAGGAACACCUGGCCAGUCCAACUACCACAUGGCGAACACGUUCAUGGCUGGGCUUGCCGCUGAUCGGAGACGUCGAGGCCUGGCUGGAUCCGUUAUUGAUGUGGGCAUGAUUUCAGACACCGGAUAUGUCACCCGUCAAGAUCCCAUUGUGGCCAAGAAGCUGCGCAGCAUGUGCGUUCUCGCUCUCUGCGAAGCUGAGGUCCACGUGAUGUUUGCAGAGGGUAUUCUUGCCGGUCGUCCAGGAUUUUCUUCACAUAGCGAGCUCAUUGCCGGCCUGGCAAUCAGCGAUAAUGAAGCCGAGCGACCGUUCUGGGCCAACGAACCCCGAUUUGGCUUCUAUGUGAGAGAUAAGCGGGACUCCGCGACCGAGAACAUUGGCACCUCGGUUCUUGAAGACCUUCGGGCCGCCCUAGACGCGGCCACCGACGAGGAGACUGUCUUCGCCAAGGUCCGAGAAGCUUUCGCCCAGAGACUGGAGAGUCUUCUGCAACUACCUCAAGGAAGUGCAAAGAUGGACUUGCCUCUCGUCAGUCUUGGUCUAGACUCCCUUCUUGCAAUGGAAGUACAGACAUGGUUCCGAAAGGUUGUCGGCGCCGAAGUCAGCGUUCUUCAAAUCUUGAGCGGUGCUUCUGGAGAUUCGAUCUGCAAAGCGGCUUCCGCCCCCAUCUUCGCCAACAAAAGCAGCAGUCCAUCCAAGAAGGAGGCCUCAGAAGCCGAGACCAAGCCUGAGACCAAGCCUGAGACCAAGACUACUCAGCUAAGUGUACCGGUCCUCGAAGUGGAUGGCGCAUCGACGCCAAUCACACUAGACAACAGGACAACGCCAGGCACACCGGACGCAUCACCACCGACUCCGAUGACAUCCGUCGGCAGUGAAAGCAGGGACGAGCAGGCAGAUGGCUACUUCAAGGAGCGCAAGAUUCAGCGAGUCGUUCACCGAAGAGCGCAGAUGUCUUUCGCGCAAGCCCGGCUGUGGUUUCUUCAAGGGUUCCUGGAAGAUCCAACAACGUACAACGAGACGUCCAUGUACGCGCUCAGAGGGCCUUUGGACGUCGAUCAAUUGACGAAUGCAUUCCGGCAGGUGACCUGGCAUCACGAGAUCUUGCGCACAUACUUCUACACGGACUCAGCUACUGGUUUGCCGAUGCAAGCUGUGACAGCCACGUCAGCAUGCCCCUUCAAAUUUGUGGACGACGCAACGGAGGCAACAACUGCACAAGAGUACCAGGAUAUGAAAUCACGGCAGUGGGAUCUCGAAGAAGGUGUAUGCUUGGGAUUGACUGUCCUCCGACAUGCAAGCGACCGACACACUCUCAUCCUCUCCAGUCACCACAUAGCCAUUGAUGGUGUCACAUGGAUCCUUCUCUUGAAAGAUCUUGCGCGAGCAUACGAGGGGAAGUCUCUGCCCACCAUUCCGCAGUACGUCGACUUCGCAGUUAAACAGCGGUCCAUGGUAGAGCACGGAAACUGUGCCAAGGAGACCCAAUUCUGGAAGGAUGAGCUUGCAGGCCUUCCCGAUGCCCUGCCCCUCUUUCCCAUGUCGCUCACAAAGACUCGGAAGGCAACGAACCAGUACGCCACCACCAUCGUUGAUACGGUGUUGCCUAAAGACCUGGUAUCCCAAAUCAAGCAAGUCAGCAGCCGACUUCAUGUAACGCCGUUCCAUUUCCACUUUGCUGUCCUCGCAUCAAUGGUAUCUCGCCUUUCACAGACAAACGACUUCUGCAUUGGCACCGUUGAUACAGGACGGUCGGGCACUGAGUUCUCUCAGACGGCAGGAUGCUUCAUCAACAUCGUCCCCGUAAGAGUCAACAUGGGGGAGACCGAAAGCUUCGAAACUCUUUGCAAGAAAGCGUCUUCGAAAAUCCUCGCGUCCCUCACUAACUCCACAAUUCCCCUCGACGCCUUGCUGGAUGAACUCCAAGUUCCGCGCACGGCGCGACACAGCCCAAUCUUCCAGGUCAUCAUCAACUACCGACUUGGAAUCUUGGGAUUGAACUCCAUUGGUGAUGCUGCGCUCAAGUAUGUCCAAUCUCAGAGUUCAGGCAACCCGUAUGAUCUGGGAGUCAAUAUCACGGACACACCAGACGGAACUUGUCUCCUCCAUUUCGCCGUUCAAGAUGCGCUGUAUUCGAAAGAGGCUGCGCAGUCAAUUUUGGACUGUUAUCGAUGCUUGCUGGAGUCUGCUUGCGCAGCACCGCGGUCUGAGGUUGCCGAGCUUUCCAUGCAUAGGUCCUCCAUGCUGAAAGCUGUGGGCGAGUCAGAUGGCCAGGGGUUGACAGGAAGAGGCCGCCGAUUCAACAUUGAAUGGCCAUACACGAUUUCCCAUCGAAUCGACCAAAUCGCUGAAAGCCAUCCGGAUCUCGUUGCCAUCAAAGACGGAGAAAAGGUUUACACUUAUCGAGAGAUGAUGCAGAAAGUCAACAACAUGGCCGCAUCUCUGAGAGCUCUCGGGGUUCCUAGAAGCGCCGAGCCUUUCUGUUGUCUGUUGAUCGAGCCUUCGGCCGAAUAUGUGUUUGCAUACCUCGCGGUUUUGAAGGUUGGAGCCAUUGUUGUCUCCCUCGAUACCACCAAUCACCAAGAGAGGUUGGCUUCAAUUGUGGGCGACUGCAAACCACAGGCGAUCCUCCACGAUAAAGCGACUUCCGAUCUCACCCAACUGUUAGUCGAUUCUUGCCGUGGUACCUCGACCUUGGAUGUCUCUUCGAUUCUGCCUCGAGCUGGAGACCACGAAGUCCGUAAUUCAUCCGAUUCUCAAGCAGCAGCCGUACUUUUCUACACAAGCGGAGCGACCGGAGUCCCCAAGGGAGCCAUUUUGAAGCACAGAAACUACGUCAACUUGAUUGAAGCGUCUUCGCGUAGGCUUCAAGUCCGACCAAAGGAAGAGGUGAUUCUUCAACAAACCGGCGUCAGCUUUGAUCUUUGUCCAUUCGAGAUUUUCACUGCAUUCUCGAACGCGGCCACCUUGGUCAUGGCUUCCAAGGACCAACGCAGAGACCCAUCAGCCAUCGCUGACCUCAUCAAGAACGAAAAGGUGACGUUCAUGGCUGGCACACCUGUCGAGUUCAAGCACAUCUUCCAACACGCUUCGUACGUACUCAAGACUUGCGAAAAGUUCCGGACCGUGGCUGUAGGGGGCGAGAUCUUCACACCCCAGCUGGCGGCCCAGUUUAAGCAGGCAAUGCCACCAGGCGCGAACGUCUUCAACGUUUACGGACCGACAGAGGCGUGCAUCUUCGCCACGGUGGAACGCGUCAAGUACUUGGAAGACGGCUUGGACUUCGUGCCUGCGGGUCCUGCCCUGGAUAAUGUUUCGAUAUACAUUGUCGAUGACAGAAUGAACCUCGUACCAGAGGGUUGCGCCGGAGAAGUCUGCAUCGGAGGUGCAGGCGUCAGUCAGGGAUACCUUCGCCGCCAGGAGCUCACCAACAAGGCUUUCGUUUCGGAUCCUUUCGCUACUGCGGAGGAUCAAGGAAAUGACUGGAAGAUGAUGUACCGCACCGGCGAUUCCGGUUAUUUGAAGCCAGAGGGCUCGCUCGUCAUUCUCGGCCGUAUCAGUGGUGACAGCCAAGUCAAGAUCAGAGGAAUUCGCAUCGAGCUUGAGGACAUUGCGUCCAACAUUCUCAAGACGGCGAACGAAAAACUUGCGGAAGCGGUCGUCACCGUGCGCGGAGAAGACAAGACCUUGGUUGCCUUUGCCGUGAUCGCAACUGCCGCUCAAAUCAAAGACACCCAGGAGUAUCUCCGAUCACUCCCGGCAAGCCUCCCUCUUCCGGAUUAUAUGCGGCCUUCUAUCAUCAUUCCUCUUCAACAGCUUCCCAUGACCCACAAUGGCAAGUUGGACCGGAUUGCUUUGAAUGAGAUACCGAUCCCAGCUCAGGCUGAGGAAAGCAGCCAAGAAACGCUCACUCCACUCGAGCGUGACCUGCGUCAUGUUUGGGAACAGAUUCUUCCAGACACCAUCUCCCAAUCAACUGGCAUUCUUCCCAACUCCGACUUCUUCCGUCUCGGAGGAAACUCCCUGUUGUUGGUCAACUUGAGAAAGAAGGUACAGAAGCAGUGGCAGAUUUCUGUGCCUCUUCUACAAUUGUUUGAAGCAAGCACUUUGCGAUCAAUGGCAGCUAUGAUUCGAGGCGCCAAAGAAUCUAAAAAUGACGGCAUUGACUGGGAAUUCUGGGAUGAACAGACUCGUUUUGUCAGUCAAGCAGCCAUCGAGGGAGUAAGCGCUGCUCCAUCUCACGUGGUCCCGAAGGAAAACAAAAUCGUCAUUCUGACGGGCGCAGCUAAGGGACUGGGAUCAUGGCUCCUGAAACUCCUUCUCGAAGACCCCUCCGUUGGCAGAGUUCACUGCAUCGCCAUCAGUCAGGAACAAGUACCCCAGCUUCCAGCAAGCGACAAACUCGUGAUUCACAUCGGAAGUCUUGCGGAUCCAACCCUUGGUCUUUCGGGUGAAGCGCAACAAACCUUGCAAAGAGACGUGGACAUCAUAAUCCACGCCGGAGCUGAGGGCUCUUGCCUGAACAACUAUGACUCCAUUCGCGUUCAGAAUGUAGAGUCAACGAAGUUCCUGGCGAAUCUGGCAUUGGUCAGGAAGGUGCCAUUCCACUACAUUUCCAGCCCCCGCGUCAUCCUGUUCAGCGGAGGCAACACGUACCCCGAGCGGCCCAUUUCCGUGCAUUAUCCUCCAGCUGCUCUUGGCAGAGAGGGAUUCACCUCAACAAAAUGGGCGAGCGAGACGUAUCUCGAGAAGUGUGCGGCCGCAACCGGGUUAUCUGUGUCGAUUCAUCGCGCGGGUUACCUCAUGUCCGAGGACGCUGAUGAGAUGGACGCGGUCAACAUGAUCCACAAGUACUCAGCCAUCCUCAAAUCAGUCCCAUCUUUGGCUACGUUCUCUGGCUUCCUGGACAUGUGCAAGUUGCCGACAACGGCGGGAGCAAUUCUUCAAUCACUGACGAAUGACAAUUUUGGAGUCUCCUACGGCGCAACCAGAAUUAUCCACCACACUGAAGGCAACGUGGUGCCGGUUCAUGAGUUCCAGAGUUAG